Molecule: messenger RNA, 505 nt
Organism: Propithecus coquereli (Coquerel's sifaka)
Lineage: Eukaryota; Metazoa; Chordata; Mammalia; Primates; Indriidae
Product: transcription initiation factor TFIID subunit 1-like
Exons: 2
Coding region: 222-464 (80 amino acids)
Source: RefSeq, a predicted model, not a curated record
GUAGAUGAUAAUACACUGCUGAAUAGGAAGGUUUGAAUGAUAGACAGAAUGUGCCAUGAUAUAUUUCCAUUGUUUACAUUGUAACUCCAGGUAAAGAUUCCUGUUCAAGAAUCAGCCUCAUGGUUUCUCUAAAUUCGCUUCCUGAUUAUUGACUCUCUGUAGCCUUAGGACAUCUGGAAUUCGGAAAUUCUCCCCGCUACCUUCUUCUGUUACAGAUCACAAUGAUGGCUCCUGUGGAGUCGAAGUUUUCCCAGUCAACUGGAGAUAUAGAUAAAGUGACAGAUACGAAACCAAGAGUGGCUGAGUGGCGUUAUGGGCCUGCCCGACUGUGGUAUGAUAUGCUGGGUGUCCCUGAAGAUGGAAGUGGAUUUGACUAUGGCUUCAAACUGAGAAAGACAGAACAUGAACCUGUGAUAAAAUGUAGAAUGAUGGAGGUGAGCAACACUGGAAUUCAGGAAACUUGAAGAAAGCAAUGGCACUGAUCUUCUGGCUGAUGAAAACUUCC